Messenger RNA from Eurytemora carolleeae, 327 nucleotides. RefSeq names its product cytochrome c1, heme protein, mitochondrial-like. Lineage: Eukaryota; Metazoa; Arthropoda; Copepoda; Calanoida; Temoridae. Gene Ontology annotation, molecular function: electron transfer activity; heme binding. The coding region runs from base 19 to 294 and encodes 91 amino acids. The record is from RefSeq and is a predicted model, not a curated record. The transcript has 4 exons. Gene Ontology annotation, biological process: mitochondrial electron transport, ubiquinol to cytochrome c.
UAGGAGGUUAAGGCUGAUAUGACCCUGCAUGCUCCACACCUUCAUUGGUCCCACUCCGGACACUUUGAUUCAUUGGAUCAUGCUAGCGUCAGGCGUGGAUACCAGGUGUACAAGCAGGUCUGCGCUGCUUGCCACAGCAUGCGCUUCCUGGCAUACAGGAAUCUGGUUGGUGUGACCCAUACCGAGGCCGAGGCUAAGGCCGAGGCUGAGGAGUCCCAGGUGCUGGAUGGACCUAACGAGUCGGGGGAGAUGUUCAUGAGACCUGGUAAACUCUCAGACUAUUUCCCAAAGUAAGAUUUAGACAGUAUUAUGGUCACAUUAUCUGUU